This is a messenger RNA of Spinacia oleracea (spinach), 2532 nucleotides long. Its product is annotated as protein FAR1-RELATED SEQUENCE 5-like. The record is from RefSeq and is a predicted model, not a curated record. The coding region runs from base 1 to 2532 and encodes 843 amino acids. NCBI's taxonomy places the organism in Eukaryota, Viridiplantae, Streptophyta, Magnoliopsida, Caryophyllales, Amaranthaceae. The transcript is spliced from 8 exons.
AUGGCCGACGGCUUUCAACCACCACCACCAUUAUUUCCGCCACAAUUUCAACAACCAACACAGAUAUUUCCGCCACAAUUUCAACCACCGAGUUUUCAACCUCGCCACCUUCAACAUUCUCCUCGAUUUCUAACACCACCGAAUUUUCAACCUCGCCACCUUCAACAUCCUCGAUUUCUACCACCACCGAUUUUUCAACCUCGCGACCGUCAUCCUCCUCCUCGUUUUCAACCUCCUGCGCGAUUUGAUAACCCUAACCAAAGCGACCUUCAUCCUCCUCCUCGAUUUCAACCUCCUGCCCGUUUUGAUAACCAUAAUCAAAGCGAUCUUCAUCCUCCUUCUCGAUUUCAACCUUCUGCGCAAUUUGAUAACCCUAAUCAAAGGGCUUUUACAACAUUGCAGCAAGUAACUACUGAAACAAGUUCUGGAACAAAGGAAAAUACAUCUGAAACAAGUUCUGCAACAACAGGAGAAACAACAUCAGCUUAUUUUUCAGGUUCAAAAGAUAUUUGGAACGAUUUAACAGAUGAUGAUAUUAGAGGACAUUUGACUGGAUAUACUGGCACUGAAGGAAAGAGAAAGGAAAACACAAAGAACACAAAGAAAGAAGAAGCAACUGUAUCAAGUGAGAGCAAACAGAAAGAGCUGUCAAAGAACCCAAGGCAGCAAAACCUUACUAGAACAGGGUGCAACGCAUCUAUACGAUUGAAGUUACAAAAGGAUGGAAAGUUUAUAGUAUUUCAUCAUGUUAUAGAACACAAUCAUGCCUUAACAAGAGAGUCACUGCAAAACUUUGAAAGAUCACAAAGAAAAAUUGAUGAAGAAAAGGGAAAAGUAAUUGAAGGACUCACACUAUCAGGAAUAACACCAGCAGAUUCCUAUAGAUAUAUGUGUAAUGAAGCUGGCGACGCAAGGGUGGUUGGACACACAUUAGUUGACCACAUGAAUUUCACAAGUAGAUUGAAAAUGAAAAGACUAGAAGGAAAAGAUACACAAGCAGUUGUGAACAUGUUAAUUAAGAGAGGAGAAGAAGAUCCAACAUUUUAUUUUCGAGUAAAGGUGAACGAGGCAAACCAAGUAAUAAGCAUGUUUUGGAGGGAUGGAAUGAUGCAAGAAGAUUAUGACGUAUAUGGUGAUGUCUGUGUCUUUGACACAACUUUCAGAACAAACAAAUACAAUUUAGUGUGUGCGCCAUUUGUAGGUGUCAACAACCAUUGGAGUAAUGUGAUGUUUGGUUGUGCUUUUAUUGCUGAUGAGAAGACACACACUUUUGUGUGGCUAUUGGAAACAUUUCUGGACUAUAUGGGAGGCAAAGCACCUAUAACUAUCUUUACAGAUCAAGAUCAAGCAAUGGCAAAUGCUAUUGAACAAGUGUUUCCUAAUACCAGACAUAGAUUAUGCUUAUGGCACUUACAAAAGAAUGCUGUGUCAAGAUUUGGAGACUUAAAAGCUGACAAUACAUUCAAAGACACAUUCAGGAAGUGCUUAUAUCGUUGUUACAAUGAAGAAGAAUUUGAAACCACUUGGUUUGACAUGAUUACUAAGUAUAACCUUCAAGAUCAUGAUUGGUUUACAAAUCUCUAUACAAUAAAAGAAAAAUGGUGUACAACUUUGAACAAAGAUUUUUUCUCAGCUGGAAUAUUGUCUUCACAAAGGAGUGAGAUCACUAACAAUGCAAUUGGAUUUAAAGGGAACAAAUCAACUUCACUAACAGAAUUCUUUCACAUUUUUGGAGCAACAAUGGAUCGUUGGAGAUAUCAAGAAGAUCAAAAUGAAUAUGAUUGUGGAAAUGCUUUGCCUAAAUCUGAUUUUCCAAUGGUCGGAAUGAUAAAACAUGCGGCAAAUGUUUACACACUUACAUUGUUUAGAGAUUUUGAAAAAGAAUUCAAGUAUGCAAUGGGUUGCAUCUCAAAUGUCAACUACAUCAAUGGAAAUUUCUUUGGUUACAAAGUGCAACAUGAAUCUUGGCCUGAACAUACUGCCCAUUAUGUAGCAUUUGAUCCAACAACAAAUUCCAUUAAAUGCACUUGUAGGAACUUCGAAGAAUCAGAGCAAUACAUUUCAAAAAGGUGGACAAAGUUUGCAAAAAGUGAAUUAUGGAAGAGAAUGGAACAUAGAGAAGAUAAUGGAACAGAAAAGAGAAAAAUUACUCCAUGGCGUUAUGAGAUGGCAAGAAAUUUGUACAACUUGGUUAUUAAAUGUCAAGGGAGUGAUGCAACUAAAAAGGUGCUUAAAGAGGCUUAUGCUCAUGCUAACGAAAGCAUAAAUAAGGUUCUAGAAAAAGAAAAGGCAGCAGAAAAAGAGGCAGCACAAAAGGCACAAGACGAUGUUGAAGCACAACAAACCACAAUCAACAUAGCACCGUCUACAUCAUCAUCAUCAUCAAAUGCACCACAAAUAAUAGUUGAAAAUCCACCACUAGUGAAGACAAAAGGAAGAAGUAAAAGAAAAAAAGGAUACUUUGAGAUAAGGACAUCGUCAACAGCACCUACAGAAUUUGGAACUUUUACACCAAAAGAACAACUUUUUUAG